AUGAAAACCGGUUCAAAUGUGUUUUUUGCUUCUAUGAUUCGAUUUUUGUCCUUUUUUCAUCAUUUUUUUGUUUUGAUCCUCCUUUUUUCGUGUAGAAAGUGUACAAAAACCUUUUAUGGAUAUUUUAAAAAGACUCGGGCCGAUUUAUAGAAGAAUCUUGAGGUUAACAGCUGGCUUAAAUUUGUUUUUUGCUUCUAGGAUUCCAAUUUCGUACUUUUUUCGUCUUCUUGUUUCGAUUCUCGUUUUUUCCGUGUAAGAUCUGUUCAAAAAUCGUUUCCAGGAUUUUUAAAGGCAAUUUUAAGAAAAUCUAUCAAGUGAAGUGUCCCUUCAAGUUUUAUUUUUUGCCUUUAAACAUUCAAGAAAGAAUUUUUGGAACAGAUUUUGCUCAUUUUUAUGGAUUGAAUUUUUGAAAGAAAAUAAUUUCAGAACCGAGGAAAUGUCGACGAAGAAAAAGUCGCGCGUCGGAAAGAAAAAGGGCAAAGUCCUCGUCCCUGAAAUGGAAGCUUUUCAGGGCCAAAGUACAUUUUUGACUUCUUUUUUUAGGUGGAAAAAUUCAUGGAAAUUUUUUUAGAAACUAUGUGAUUCUGAUCUAGAUUUUUCAGCUUUAAGGCAAAAUUUUUCAUCUUGCAAUUAGUGAUUUUUUUCUUACAGUUUUAUCGAGUAUUAGGGAAAAAAAGGGAACAUUUUUUUGAUCAUUUAUUCUUUUUAAAUAAUCAUUUGAAAAGUCAGCGGUUUCUAUGUGCAACCAAAAGUACUUGGCGAAAAUUCACCUUUUUUUCUAAAUUGAAUAUUUAAAAAAACAAAAACCCCUUAAGUAGCCACUUUUUUUCGGUUUUUUUCAGUGCAUUUUGAGUGGCGAAAUUAAAAAUAACGUUUUCCGACUCGAAGUUGAAAAUAAGUUGAAUUUUGGAUUUUUUAAAUGGAAAAAUCACUUAAGGGGCCAUUUCUCUGGGUUUCUAUUUUUCAGUCACAAUUUAUGCAGAAAAAAAUUGACUUUCGGAUUUUUAAAAUCGAUUUUUCAUCUUUUUAGGAGGAUAUUUUGUUAUUUUUAUGAUGAAAAGUGUUCACUUAAGUGGUCGAAUAAAUGAUUUUGUUAAAAUAUUUUUCUCAUGGAGUUACUCCUGUUGGCUUGACAAAAUUUAUUCAAAAAAACUAAUUUUUCGAUUCAAAAUUGAUUUUUUUAAAGUGUAGGAUGAUUUUUCGAUUUUUGAUGAAAAAGUUUUUUUCACUUUUAGGGGCCACUUUGAUGCUUUUUCAAUUCAAAAUUGAUUGUUUUAAGUGUAGGAAGAUUUUUGAUUUUUUUCAAGAGGUAUAAGUUCGCUUCAGGAUCCACAUCGGAGCUUUUUUCGAUUCAAAAUUGAUUUCUUUGAGUUUUAGGAAGAUUUUUCGAAUGAAAAAUAUUCACUUAAGGAGCCACUUCUGUCGGUCUUCAUGUGGGGCGUCAACCAUUCGAUCGACCAACUGAUGCACGUCCCUCCGCCGGGUCUUCUGAUGCCCGACGACUUCAAGGCGAUUUUUUUGAAUAAUCUUGAAAGAUUUAUCUUCUUUUGGGUAUAGUCGGAAGGACCCUUUAGAGACCCCUUGAGCGUCCAUUAUGGAAAAAAAGGUUCCAUUAAUUGUUCCUAAAUGGUUAUUAGACCCUUUUUGAACCCUUUUUGGACCCUUUUUGGACCCUUUUUGAACCCUUUUUGGACCCUUUUCAGACCCUUUUUGGACUCUUUUUGGACCCUUUCUGGACCCUUUUAGACCCGUUAAGACCCUUUCUGGACCUUUUUAAACCCUUUUUGGACCCUUUUUAGAUCCUUUUUGGACCCUUUUUGGACCCUUUUCAGACCCUUUUUGGACUCUUUUUGGACCCUUUCUGGACCCUUUUAGACCCGUUAAGACCCUUUCUGGACCUUUUUAAACCCUUUUUGGACCCUUUUUAGAUCCGUUUUGGACCCUUUUUGGACUCUUUUUGGACCCUUUUAGACCCGUUAAGACCCUUUCUGGACCUUUUAAAACCCUUUUUGGACCCUUUUUAGAUCCUUUUUGGACCCUUUUUGGACCCCUUUUUAGAAACACUUUUAAAUUGAAAAUAGUCUUUGCCAGUGACUUUGUAUGAACCAAAAUGGGCCUAAAACUUCCUUCACCCUUUUUUGAGCCAACCAAGAGAGAAAGGCUCCAAAACGGAUUCCUUUUCAGAGGCAAAGUCGGAAGGACCCUUCACGGGCCCUUUGAGCGUCCGUUACAGAUCCGUCUGUUUCCAUUAAUUGUUCCCAAACGAGUGGCAAGGUUUCCUUUUUACUGUCUUUUUCCGUCCUUUCAUCGGCCUUCAUCCACCCUUUUUUUGGACCCUUUUGAGAAAUACAAUUUUUUUAAAGUAGGAAUAAUUUUUACAAGGGACUGUGUAUGAACCAUAAUAUGCAACAGAAAUGAAAUCGGAAAUUAUCAAUAGAAAGAGAAUUUCAGAACCCUUUUGCACCCUCACCCUUUCUUCACUCUUUUUGCGGCCUCUCCCUUUUUUCGCCCUUUUAUGACUCUUUUUAGCCCACCAAAAAUGAAAGGCUCAAUGAAGGCCGUAAAAAGGGACCCUUUUAGCGGCCAUUUUGCAGUCACUCCCUUUUUGCACCCGUUUUCCGCAUUUUCGACUUUGGCAGUGCUUGUUCUCGUUUUUCCUUUCUAUUUUUUGAUAAUUUUUGGGUUUCUUGAGCAUUUUUCUGCAAAAUUCGGCCACUUCUACAUUUUUUACAACCUUUUUCAUCGAUUUUUUGAAUCUUAAGUAAUUUAGGCUUAAAGAAUAUUUUUGUGAGGCUUUGAAUUUUUUUCUUUCAGACGACUAGAGGAAUUUUGUCCAUUAACAAUUAUCGAAUAACUCACGAUUUUUAUAACUUCUCAAAAAAACGUAUAUUAGAUGGAUUUAGAGAGAGGAAAUGAUCCUUUAACGUGUAGAAAUUAAUUUUUUUAACGUGUAGAAAUUACUAUUUUUUUCACGUCAAGAAAUUAUUUGUGGAUUAUUUAAUUUUGAUUAAAUUAGAUUAAAUAAUUAGUUAAUUUGUAGGUUUUAAAGUGGUUUUUUUAGAAAUUUACUUGAGAAAUCAGCUCCAAAUUGAUUUUUUUAAAUGAAACUUGAGCUCAUUUUUCUCAGCCAAAAAUCGUUUUUUUCGAGAAAAUGGUCAAAAAUCGGCUUAAAUUGAGAUGAAAAAUUCAAACUUUAGUCUAAUUUUUUUAUCCUUUUUCAUCGAUUUUUUUAAAUCUCCUUAAGAAAUCUUGAAGAAUAUUUUUUUGUGAGGCUUUGAAUCAGACUACUAGAGCAGUUUUGCCCAUUAACAAUUUUCGAAAAAAACUCACGAUUUUAUAACUUCUCAAAAAAACGUAUAUUAGAUGGGUUUAGAAGUUGAAAAUGAUCCUUUAACGUGUAGAAAUUAAUUUUUUUUUGACGUCAAGAAUUUAUUUGUAAAUUUGUAGAUUUUAGGGUAGUCUUGCAGAAAUUCACCUGAGAAAUGAGCUUCAAAUUGAUUUUUAAAUGAACCUUGAAUUUAUUUUUUUCAGCCAAAAAUUAGAAUUUUUUUUGAAAAAACGUCAAAAAUCGGCUUAAAAUUGGAUAGAAAAUUCGAAAUUUCGUUCUAAUUUUUUUUAAAUUUUUUUAAUGACUUUUUCAAUAUUUUCCGUUAACCUUGAACUCGUCAAAUAUCAUAUUUCUUCCUGAAAAAAAUUUUUUUAACAAAAAGAAAAAGAAAUUUCAGCAUUUUUUUCUAAGAAAAAAAGGUCAAAAGUUGGCUUAAAAUUGAAAAGAAAAUUCAAACUUUUGUUCUAAUUUUUUUAAAAAAAUUUUUUAUGAUUUUUUUGCAAUAUUUUUUUCAUUAACCUUGAACUCCUCAAACAACACUUUUUUUGCCUGGAAGAAAUAUGGAUCCCGAAAAAUCGGCAUUUUUUUCAAGAAAAAGAUCAAAAAUUGGCUUGAAAGCAAGUUGAAAAAGUCAAAAAUUUUUUAAUUAUUUCGGUUUUUGAUUUUUUUAAAUUUUGAUAAGCCUUGAACUUUAUAUUUGUUGCUGAAAAAGUGGAGGACUUUUUCUCAAGAGAAAAUUCUAAAAAUUUUUUUGAGAAUAAUCCAAAAAAAUCGGCCUGAAGUUUUGGUUGAAAAAGUUGAAAAAAAUCAAACUUUUUCUGGUUUUUUUCUGAUUUUUUUAGAUUCUCUCGAAAAUCAUUCCUGAAAGCCUUGGUUUUCUUUUUCGGAAAAUCUUUAUCCUUUUCAUGAAAAAGCAUUUUUUUAUCAAGCGAAAAUUUCAAAAAUCAUCUUUAAAUUUGGCUGAAAAAGUCAAUUUUUUUCUCAUUUUUUUCUUGAUUUUUUUCUGUUGCUUUUUAGUGAAAAAUAUUUUUUUAAAAGCCUUGAGUUUUUUUAGAAAACAAUAUUUUUUUGGUGGCUUGAAAAGAGUUAUUAGUGAAGGUUCAAAAAUCGGCCAAAAAUUGAAGCUUUUGUUCUAAUUUCUGUCUUUUUUCAUGAUUAUUUCAAUAAUUUUGCAGGCCUACGCAAAAGUGAAAAUCGACAAUCACUAUUUCAACAAAGGACAUCAUGCCGAGUCAUUACAAGGUGAGGUUCCCCGAGAAAAAACGUGACUUUUUAUCAGAAAAAAUGUCCGAUUUUAUUGCCUACCGCCAUGAAUGGUUGAUGAGUCAUAGGGGGAAUAGAUCCUUGAAAAAAAGAUUUUUUUGAGGGGUUUUUUUGGGUUUUCCUGUUCAAAUUGGGAACUACGAAAGGGAAAAAUCUCAUUUUUUGAAAAAAAAAAAUAUUUUUUGUGGAAAUUUAUGGUUCAGAACGGAUUUUUUUAUAACAGAAAAUGAUGAUUUUUGCAUUUUUCCCCUUCGAAUUUAAUUUUUUUCAAGCAAACUUUUUCAAGCUUUUGCAUUAAUAUCAUGUAAAUCAAUGUCAAGAAUUUCAUUUUUUUAGUUGAAAAAAAAACAUAUUUUUUUAAAGGAUAAAAUAAUUUUUUUGAAACGAGAUUUUGUGACGAAAAAUGAAGAUUUUUUUCCACUUUUUUUCUACGUUUUUUUCGAAUUUGAUAGUUCUUUUUAUCGCAUUUUUUUCAUUUAAUUAUACUCAUUUUAUUGCAAUUUGAUCCUUAAAACUUUCAUUUUUUUCAAUAGUAAAAUUUAAUUUUUUUCCAGGUUUAAUUAGGAAAAAAAUUCAAUUUUAAUUCUUUAAAAAGUGAAAAUUUUAGAUGAAAACUUGACCUGAAAAUGAAAAAAAUUGUGGAGUUUUUUUCAACAGAAAUUGAAAACUUUAUUUGAAAGAAGUUGUUUUUUCAAUGGAAAUUUGAAAUCGAGUGGAAAAAAAUUUGUGAGGUUUUUUUCACGAAAUUUUCAGCUUUUUCCAACGAUUUUUUUCGAUUUUUCAACUUUUGAAAAACUAGUUUUUUUCCAUCAAAAAAAGAAUUUUCAAGGUGAAAGAGUACUGCCCGAACGUGUUCCGGAACCUGCGGGAGCAAUUCGGCGUCGACCAGUACGAGUACCUGAGGUCCCUGACGUCCUACGAGCCCGAGCCGGAGCCCGUCGAAGGCUCCAAAGGCGACUUCUUCUUCUCCUACGACAAGAAGUUUGCCAUCAAGGUGUGGGACAACGAGAAAAUGAAAAAUAUAAGCCUAAGUACACUGAAAAAAUGAUGAUUUUUAGCUUUUUCUGGUUGAUUUUUGGUCUAGAAAUGAGAAAAAGGGCGAUUUCUGGAGAAAUAAUAAGUAAAAAAAAAUAUUGAAAAGAAAAUGGACAUUUAGGGGCAAAUUACCCUUAGAAAAUGAUGAUUUCUAGCUGCUUUCUGUAGAUUUUUGAACGAAAAACGAGAAGAGAUGACAAUUUUUCACUGAAAAAAUUAAAAAUAGAUUUUUCGAAGCGAAUUAAGCAAAGAAAUUGACAGUUUUUUUGCUUUUUCCUGUGGAUUUUUGGCCUAGAAACGAGAAACAACGAGCGAAACGGCAAAAUACACUGAAAAUGACAAAAUUUAGCUUUUUCUUUGAAAGAUAGCAGAAAAAAAGGUUAUGAAAAAGGAAAAAUGGACUAUUCAGGGCAAAAAACACUGAGAAAAUGGAGAUUUCUAGCUGUUUUCUGUAGAUUUUUAUUCUUGAAACGGGAGAAAAGUCCAUUUUCCGAUAAAAUAGCAAGAAAAGAAGCCGCCGAGGUACUAAAAGAGAAAAAAUGUAUAUUUCGAAGCGAUUUUAUUGGAAAAAUUGAAAAUUUUGAGCUUUGUCUUGUCGACUUUUGGCUCGGAAACGAGAUAAUAGAACAAUUUGACGAUGAAAUAUCGAGAAAAAGGAUUCGAAACACUGAAAAAAAAAACGAUUACACUGGAAAAUUCAACGAAUUUAUCAUUAUUAGGCCUCGAAAUAACGCAUUUUUGAUAGCAGUUUCCAAAAGAAAUUCGAAUUUUUUCAUGUUUCAGCCGAAAAAAAUGGCAAUUUGAUCAUUUUUCAUCGCUUUCGAAGGCUUGAAUCACUGAAUUUCUACAAAAAUUUGGGUUUUUUGGAGCUAAACAUUUUUUUAUCAACUGUUAAAAGCUCAAAAAAAGUACGGUUUUUUUAUUGAGAAAUUGGUUAAAAUUGAUGAUUUUUUUGUUAUUUUUUUCAAUAAAGUACAUUUUUUUAAACAUUCGGAACCGAUGAAAAAUGAUAACUUCUAAUAAAAAAACCUUUGAAAACGGAUAAAAAAAAUCACGGGGCUGAAGAAAUGUACCUUUUAUGUACGUUUUCAGAGAAGUUUUUUUAAUAAAAGAGAAUUUUUUUAUUGGGACGAUCGUGAUAGUAGGAAAAAUAGAAACAAAAAAAGUCAUGAGCGCCUUGAAAAUGGAUUUUCAGUGCUACUUUUUAAGCCUCAAAAAAAUCGUGGAAUAUUUAUUGAAAAAAACGAAUGAAAAUUCAAUUUAAUCGGCUGAAAGAAGGAAAUCAAUGAAUUAUUAAAUUCAAACAUACUUUUUUUCUAAUAUUAUUGAUUUAUCGGCUGAAAAAAAAUUUUUUUCAUUCAUUCAGCUCCUGAAAAACCAAUGAAUUUUCGGAAUUUUUAAACAUUAGUUUUCAAAAAAAUCGUCUGAAAAGCUAUAGAAAAAUUUUUUAGCUCUUAAAAAAAUCAAUGAAUUUUUGGACUUUUUAACAUUCUUUUUUUAAUAUUCUCGAUAGAACGGCCGAGAUUAAUAGAAAAAAAAAUACUUAGUUCCAAUAAAAUCAGUGAAUUUUUCAAAUUUAAUCAUUAUUUUUUUCAAUAUUCUCAAUAGAUCGGCUGAAAACCGAUAGAAAAAAAUAUUUGGUUUCUCAAAAAAACGCCUGAAAAUGAAGUUUCCAAAUGGUCGGUUGAAAAUUGAAUAGAAAUAAAAAUCUCAGCUUCUGAAAAACCAAUGAAUUUUUCAAAUUUUAACAUUCCUUUUUAAUAUUCUUUAUAGAUCAACUGAAAAUUUAGAGAAAAAUCUUUUUGAAAUUGAAACGGUUUUUCCUAAUAUUCUUCAUAGACUACUGUAAUUUUUUUGAUUUUUUUCGAAUAAAACGGAAAAAAACUAUUUCCUUUUCCAGACGAUGGAUUCGGAAGCCGUGGCCGAACUCCACUCGGUCCUCCGCAAAUAUCAUGAAUACGUUGUGGAGAAACAGGGAAAAACCCUGUUGCCCCAAUAUUUGGGCCUUUAUCGGUAAGUUUUCGGGAUAAAAAUGGGAUUAGGUCAUGAAAUUCGUGGGACUUUUUAUCAUUUAUUUGAGAGAAAGCGUUCGAAUAAUCAAUUUCUAAAGAAAUUUUUCAAUUUUUUCUUAGAAUAGAAGUUGAAAAAAAGUCUUUAAAGUCAAUUCAAAUAUGUUUCGGGGCUUUAUCAGGAGGUUUUCGGGAUAAAAAAAUGGGUUCAGGUCAUGAAAUUCGUGGGAUUUUUUAUCAUUUAUUUGAGAGAAAGCGUUCAAAUGAUCAACUCCCAAAGAAUCUUUUAAUUUUUUCUCAGAAUAAAAGUUGAAAAAAGUCGUUAAAAUGAAUUCACUAGUGUUUCGAGACUUUAUCGGGAAGUUUUCGGGAUAAAAAAGGUCAUAAAAAAAUUCGUAGGAUUUUUUUAUCAUUUUUUUGUCGAAUUUAAAACAUCUUUUUUUCUAGGUGAAUUUUUCAAAAUUUUUACGUUUUUAAAGUUGAGAAAAAAACCUUCAGAUUAUCCUUUUUCUAGAGGAAUCUUCCAAAUAAAAGUUGAAAAAAGGGUUUUAAAAUUAAUCCCGGGACUUUACCGGUAAGUUUCGGGACAAAAGAGGGCUGGAAUUUAUUGGAUUUUCCAUUAGAUUUUUGGAAUGUUCCAAGUAAUUUUUCAAAAUUUUACGUUUUGCAGUUGAGAAAAACCUUCAAAUUAUCAAUUUCUAGAGGAAUCUUGUCAUUUUUUGGCAAAUUGAAAGUUGAAAAAAGUCUUGAAGUUGAUUUUACAAGUGUUUCGAAACUAGAUACUUAAGUUUGAUGAUAAAAGAAAGAGCUCAAAUUAUGGAAUUUAUACUUGAUUUUACUUUUUUUGAUUUUACAAGUAGUUCGUGACUUGAUCGGUAAGUUUGGGGAUAAAAAAGGGCUCAAAUUAUGGAAUUUUCCGAAAUUCUUAUCAGUUUUUGUAGAAUUUGGAAGAUUGAAACGUUUUUUCCAAGGAAUUUUCACAGAAAUCCUUGCUUAUUAUUCAAUUUUACGCCUUAUCGGUAAUUUACUGGAAAAAAGUGUUCAUGGGAUUCUCUUCCUUUUUGGAAUUUUCAAAAUCCUUAAAAAUUCAACUUUCAAAAAUGUUACUGUUUCAAAAACAUAUUUAUGAAAUUUCAACUUUUUUUCCAAUUAUUGGAAAAAGAGUCAGAUUUUUCGUCUGAAAUGUAUAUUUAUUUUAGAAUCGCUUUUUAUCAAAAAUUUUUAUGGAUUAUGAAGAAAUAAAAAAAAUCAAUGAGGGUUAGAAUCUUUGCGGAAAGUGUUUUCAUGAGAAAAAAUCGUUUUUUAGUUUCGGAUGGUUUUUAAAGCCUAUUUUUGGAAUUACUGGCUUUUUUUUUAGGAUAUCAUUCCUGAUUGAUGGAUUUAUUUGGAAAAAAAGAGUUUUUUUUUUCGAGUUUUCGCUACUUUUUCAUACCUAAUUUGGGAAUUAUCGUGCAUUUUUCUAUGGAUUUGUUAUUUUAUUCGAUAAAUUCAGUUGAAAAUUUUUUCAAAAAAAAAAAAAUACAAUUCAAAAUUUCGUUUUCGAUCAUUUUUCAACACAAAAAGCUCAAUCAAACUACUUUUCUUCAAACUUUUCUGCAAUUUUAUCAAUUUUACCCGUUUCAGAUUGACGAUCGACGGCUCGGAAACCUAUCUGAUCGUGAUGAGGAACGUUUUUGGCCGGAAAUACAAUGUCCACAAGAAAUUCGACCUCAAGGUCCCUUUUUCAUGCUGAAAAUCCAAAAAUGGUUGUAUUUUCUAGGGUUCGACGGUCUCCAGAGCCGCCUCGGACAAGGAAAAGGCCAAGGAUCUGCCGACCUACAAGGACAACGAUUUCCUCGAGCAGAACUGCAAGCUUCACCUGCCGGCGGUCGGUUCAAAAACAAAUUUUUAAUCAUUUAGGAAUUUUAGAGUGGUCCCUAUAGGGUUAGGAGGAAAAACAGCCCGCAUACGGGCUGGAAAAGUGGUCCCUAUAGGGGUUUAGGGUCUGACCCAUUAGUCCUUGAAGCUUAAGUGGUAACUAUAGGGCUUAGGCGGAAAACAACCCCUAUAGGGGACGCAAAAGUGGUCCCUAUAGGGGACAAAUCAAGGUGGUCCUUAUAGGGGUUUGGGGUCUGAUAUCUCAGCCCCUAAAGCUUAAGUGCUUCCUAUAGGGGUCUCUCAAUUUCAUUCAAAAAAACGCUUAUUUAUUCUAUUUUUCCUACUGAAGCUUCUUCGCUUACAGUUCAAAAAAUUAUCGACUAGCAUGUCCCUUAUGGGGGCCACUAAAUAUAACCAUAUGGGGACUAUUAAAUAUAGCUCUAUAGGGACCACUUUUGCAAGCUUAAGUGGCCCAUAUUGGGGUUGGUAUGGGGACCAAUAGAAGGGACCCUCCAAGGACCCCUAUGGUUGCUCCUAUAGGGACCACUCUAGAGUUUCUAAGCAAGGUGGAAAUAAUAAAAUUAAAGUUUUUUAAGUGUGAAAUGUCUUUUAGAUUCACUAAGGCAGUCGAUUCUUCGCUACUUGUUAUUUUUUAUGGAUUCGGAAAGAUUCAGUUGAACGAAUCAAAGUAUAAGCAUCAAAAAAAAGAAGAAAGAGAGGAUUUCAGGAAGCCAAACAGCAACUCCUGGAAAUGUUGGCCAGUGACACGGCCUGGCUCUCGAAUAUGCACCUGAUGGACUACUCUCUGCUUCUUGGUGGGUUUAAAUGAGCGAUUCCGCGGAAUUUGGCUCUAGUCUGCAAUGCGCCGUCGCGUGUAUGCAGACGUCGGGGGCUCUGCAGUGGCCACUCUAGGGGAGCGAUGUUAUGUCUCUUUGAUACCCUUUUUAACCUACAAAUCAGAAGAAAAAAACCAAAAAUAAGGCCCCUAUAGGGACAGCUUAAACUUUAAAUCUCGCAUCAUUUUGUUCAAGACUUUUUCCUUCUCCCUUACCUCUUUAGUGAGCACUCUGGCCAUCUUAAGUUGACCAAAAAGGCGAUAAUUCGAUAAAAAACUUCAUUCAUUCCCAGGAAUUCACGACUGCGACCGGGCGGCUGCCGAGGCGGCCAGCAAGCCUCUGGAACAAACGAGCGAAGAAUCUGCCGACGAACUUGCCCCGACGCCCCCCGACAGCCCGAUCCCUUCGACCGCCGGCGCUUUCCCCGCCAUUUCCGGUGGUCCUGACCUCGACGACGAAUUCUAUGCCAUCUCCAGCAGCUCGAGUCCGUUUUUUGAAGGGAAAUUUGGGAUGGUUUUUGAGUGGUUCUUGGAAAAAGUGACCUGAAGCUGCGAAAAAAGUUAGGAUCUGAGGUCCUUAUUCUCAAAUUAACAUGGGGAAAAAAGUACUUUCCCGGCCAUUUAUGGUCGUCUUGACCUUGGCGGAAAGCUCUACCAAGUUUUCAGCAGCUCUAGGGUGUUUUUGUAAGGGAAAAUUCGGAUGGUUUUGAGUGGUUCUUUAAAAAAGUGACCGGAGAAGUUAGAGCCUCGAUAAAAAAAAUAAGGACUUGAGGUUUUUGUCACAAAUUAGCAUAGGAAAUAUCACUUUCCCAGCAAUUUUUGGUUUUUCUGACCUUGUGGACGAAUUCUACUCCAUCUCCAGCAGCUCUAGAGCGUUUUGUUAGGGAACAUUGGAAUUAUUUUGGAGUGAAUAUUGGAAAAUGCGUUGAAAAUUGACUUGGGAAGUUGGAGUUCAAAAAAAAAAAAAGCUUAAGAGCAAACACCUUCAAACUCAUCUUUCGGUCGCCGAAAAGCUUGAAACACUAAUUUUAUUUGAAACCGCAAAUCCAAAAAUUUAUUUUGUUGUAUAGUCGAAUGUAAUCGACUAGGCGGUAUUAAGGAACUCUUCUGGAAGCUAUGACGAACAACCGCCUUUGGCGAGCUAGAAGUCAAAACGUGUAGAUGAUCAAGUUGAAAGCAUGAUCUUAAGGUCUUCACCUAGGUUUUCUGCGUGUAGUUCGUUCAUUUUCGCCUUUACAAGCUCAGAAAUUGUAGCUGAUCAACUUGAAAUCAGGGUCUUACGAUCCCCCAGCUCGUUUUUUUGCGCGUAGAUCUUCUAGUUGCGCCUUGACGAGCUCAGAAUGCACCGGAUGUAUUGCUGGAGCCCGGAGACUGUGCUCUGGGGUGGAAGCCUCGGAAUGAGAUUGACCACUUCGAACGAAGACUUUACACGGAAUGAAGAACAAGGCGAAAAAUGGGAAAUAAAACUCGCAAAAGGAAAUAGAAACAUUUUCAGACAGCGAAAAACCCCUCGUCUACUUCAUUGGCCUCGUCGACAUCCUCACCUACUACGGAAUGAAAAAACGGACAGCAACCGCCGCGAAAACCGUCAAAUAUGGGUCCGACGCCGAGAAUAUCAGCACCGUCAAGCCGGAUCAGGUCGGUUGCAGAAAAAUGACAGGGAAAUUGAUGUUCUGAAGAUUUUUAUUCAUGAAAAAAGGAGCUUUCGUGUUUCGAAAAUCGAGUUUUUUCAAGGAAAGAUAGUGCUUCUAGCUGAUGAAUUGGGUUUUACCACGAUAAAUCAGGUUACGGUAGUUAUUUUGAAGAGUUUGAGGUACUGUAAUUGUGAGAAGUUUAUUCUGUUGAAGAAAAUAGAUUUUUCUUUGAAAACCAUUGCUUCUAGCUGAUAUUUGAGAAAAAUGAGUACUGUCACGAUAAAUCGGGUUACGGUAGCCUUUUUGAAAAAUUUGGGGUACUGUAGCUGGGAAAAAUUCACUCCGACGAUGAAAAAUAGGUUUUUUUUGGUGUACAAUUUUCAAGGAAAAUAGUGCUUCCAGCUAAAUAGGGUCUUACCACGAGAAAUCAGGUUACGGUAGCUUUUAGGAAUAUUUUGAGGUACUGUAACUGUGAAAAUUUCACUCCAUCGACGAAAAAUAGGUUUUUUUCGGUGAGCAUCAAGUGAUUUCUAGGAAAAGCAUUGCCUCUAGCUGAUGUUUGAGAAAAGGGUCUUACCACGAUAAAUCGGGUUACGGUAACGUUUUUGAAAAGUUUUGAUUACGGUGAGAAUGAUACUGUAAGUAGAAAAGUGUGAAAAUAGGAAAUAAGGGUCUUAACGGAUAAUACCGUUUCAAUGAAACAAUAUAGAAUUAUCGAAUUUUUCAACUUUCGUUCCCAUUAUCGCUUUGUAUGCCUGUAAAUUCGAAUUAUCUGGUCCGCACUAGGAAUUGCUCAAAAAAAGCUUCUGACGAUCCCGAGCGCAAGUCGUUUCAGGUCGGGUGCACUGAGCCAUUCCAAGUUGGAGCACAGAUUUUUGCAAAUCUUUAGUACUUAUAAUACUUGGAGCGCUCCGGAUACUAUUAAAAAUGUUUGAAAAAAAAAUACUAUUGAAAAAUUGGAGAGUCUAAAUUUCUUUCUAUGUCUGUGUCUCUGGUUUCGGUCUGAUCUCCAGCUUUUUGCUUAAAUAUGAUCAUUUAGUUUACAGUUUCAAGCAGGUUACAAAUUAAAUCAAAGAAAAUUAUAUUAAUUCGUACAAUGUAUUCCACCGACGUGAAAUAUGUACCAGAAAUUUCGUAGAUUUUUCUGUGAACUGAAACCCCUAGAAGGGUCACUUUCGUAAGCUCAAGUGCCUUUACAGGUGGUCCCUAGAGGGGAAACUUGAAGGUCCCCUAAGGUUUCCCAUUUAAGGCAACUAUAGCAUUUCUAAGGGUCCGUAAAAAAAAGUAAUCUGAUAAAAAACCUUAAGGGAUAACUUGCACAACUAUCAAGACAUCCUACAAAAAAAUAAUAUAUUGAUUUUUAGAUUUCAAAUUUCAAAUCAACCCCCUUAAAAAUUAUUUUUCAGUACGCCAGGCGACUCGUCGAGUUCAUCACACGAUCCCUCAGCUGA
Molecule: messenger RNA, 13412 nt
Organism: Caenorhabditis auriculariae
Lineage: Eukaryota; Metazoa; Nematoda; Chromadorea; Rhabditida; Rhabditidae
Source: the annotation of a GenBank genome assembly